AUGGCGCACUUCAUGCAUGCCAAAUAUGUUCGAGGCAAGCAUCCGCUCCAAGUGCAGGUAGCUAGGCCUUCAGCCGCAUGGAGACGGCUGGAGGGAAUUAGUCGGGUAGCAGAGAGUCACAUUAGGUGGUGCGUGGGUAAAGGGUUUGUAGAUUUGUGGUAUGACCGUUGGCUUUUUGAAGUCCCUCUGGCCGACCUCCUCUCCAUUACUGACCCGCCACACAUGCUGCUCGCAGAAUUCUUUGAUGACAUGGGUUGUAAUGUAGCGAAACUAGAGCAAUGGAUGCCUGCUCAGCUGGUUAAUCAGAUCCAGCGUAUUCAAUUAUUCCCCGAGCAGCAGGAUCAAAUGGUUUGGGUGGGCUCUCCCUCGAGGGAGUUCUCAACCAAGGCUGCUUGGGAGGAUAUUCGGCAAAAACGCAACACCUCGCUGUUGGACGGGUUCCUUUUGACAAGCAUAAUGCCACUGAAGCUAUCAUUCUUCGCAUGGAAGGUUUUACGUAGCUUGGUCCCCUUGGAGACGGUUCUGAAACGACGUGGAAUUCCCCUGGCAUCACGCUGCCCAUGUUGUCUAUUGGAAGAAGAGUCACUAGUCCAUCUCUUUGUAAUAGGCCCUGUAGCAAGGGAGGUUUGGAGCUCCUUUUGUCAGAGGUUUGGAAUUAUUGAUCCUCGCUCCUCAUCGGUAUCAGCGAUGGUCUUGGCAUGGUUUAGCUCGACUUUGAUGGUAUCCCAUGAUCAUAUCAGGACUGUCGUCCCUUUAGUAAUACUGUGGUUCCUAUGGAAGGCUAGGAACAAGGCGCUCUUUGAGGGUGAGAUAUUUGAGGCUCGUAGGGUGGUGUCUUUGGUCGAUGGUUUUGUGAAGCAAUUGGGGGCGGCAACAAAAUUUUUGACAUGUCAUUUUAGGGGAUACAUGAGAGACCCAUGGGUUGGACUAUGCACCCGUCCAAUGAAAUGGAAAACUGCGCAGGCGGUGUCCUGGAAACGCCCUCCAUUGCACCAUGUUAAGCUGAAUACAGAUGCUAGUGUCUCUCACAAGCGUGCGUAUGGGGGUGGUUUGCUUCGCGACUCGGACGGCCACUUAAUUUUUGCUUUUUACAAAGAGUUCGGGGAAAUGAACGUUCUGAUGGUAGAAAGCUCAUCGUUGCUGCAUGGCUUUCAGCUUUGUAGGGACCUAGCCAGGGGGCCCCUGCUGGUAGAGGUGGACUCUAAGAGCCUGGUUGAUCUUCUCCAUGCGGGAGCGACGUCCCGUUGGCCUCUGUGUAACACGUUGCGUCGCAUCCGAGCGCUGCUUUCCUCACUUUCAGCAGUGGUAUCCCAUGUCUUUAGAGAGGCAAACGCUUCGGCGGACACGCUCGCCGGGUUGCGGUUGUCGUCGGAAUUAUUUUGCACUUCGUCCCAUAAGCUCCCGCAUUUAGUGCGGUCUAUAGUAUACUUAGACAGUCGCGAGGUGCCUUCCCUGCGAUGGCAACUCGGGAAGGUGUCUUGA
Coffea arabica (coffee) is the source of this 1482-nucleotide messenger RNA. The record is from RefSeq and is a predicted model, not a curated record. NCBI's taxonomy places the organism in Eukaryota, Viridiplantae, Streptophyta, Magnoliopsida, Gentianales, Rubiaceae.